CAGCAUCCCGUGGCAGCAUGCUCUGCUGUGACUCAUGAGUCUCACACACAGCCCGACCACAGCCGGGGAGGCGAGAGCGGCCGUGGGGGCUGGUGGGCCACUCAAUUGUCACCGCAGCACGCAGGUAGCAUCUUCCUGUGUCACCAAAGCGUGCUCUGGUCCUUCGGUGCUCGCUCUCCGUUCCCCUGGAGCUGCAGCAGCGGCUGCACCGCGGGGCACCGGGGACGCUCCCGGCCCUUGCAGCCGGGAGCUGAGGCUGAUUUGCAUCCCUCCGUCGGCAAAUGCACACAAAUAAUAAGUGCUCUCAGGGAAAUCGGGAUCCCUUCCAGGCGGCUCAAAGGGGAAAGGCAGCAAGCUUUGUCUCGAGCAAACAAUUCGCCCAGACAUUGAAGGAUGCCUUCGGAAGUAGUCUCAUGAAAAAGAAAAAACAAAGACCCCACUGAGCCGGAGGAGGGCCGAGGGCUCGAGGCAGUGCCGCUGACAGUGGAAUUCCAGGUACAGCUGCUGCGGUGGCCCUCGGCUGCUGCUCAGAGCCCGUGGAGCACGGUGGCCGUGGACAAGGCUCCCUAAGGCGGCCGUGGCUGGAGCGAGCGACGGAGGGCCUGGAUCCCGCACGGGACGUUGCGAUGUAUCCCAGGAUUAAAAACCUGGCGCUUUAUGCCUUGUCGGUCAUGCUGCUGGCGUGUCUUUUUUACCUAAAGAGAGAGGCAAAGUUGGCAACGUCGUCAGCAGAGCAGAAAGUGGAUGUAGCAAGUCGCAAACCCAAGUCUUUAGCUUUGGACAACGCCGAACCCAGUAAGUGUUUGCCAGACUUGACCCUCGCCAAUUCUUCCCUCGCCCUCCCGGAGCUUCACCGCGUCUUCCUAACGUACAAACACUGCCGGAACUUCUCAGCGCUGCUGAAGCCUUCCAGGUGCAGUAAGGACACGUUCCUCUUGCUGGCGAUCAAGUCUCCCCCGAUCAAUAUAGAGCGGCGGGUGGCGAUCAGGAACACGUGGGGGAAGGAGGGCUCCAUUGGUGGCAGGCACAUCAGGCUGGUGUUCCUCCUCGGGCGCUCGGAGGCCAAAAUCCAAGCGCAGCCCCUGCACCAGCUGCUGGCUUACGAAAGCCAGGAGUUUGAUGACAUCGUGCAGUGGGAUUUUGCUGACAAUUUCUUCAACUUGACCCUUAAGGAGCUGCAUUUCCUCCGCUGGUUCAUGGAGGACUGUCUGCAUGCCAGGUUUGUGCUGAAGGGCGACGAUGAUGUCUUCGUCAACACUUACAAUAUCGUUGAGUUCCUCCAGGAGCUGGACCCUGAGCAGGAUCUCUUUGUUGGGGACGUGAUUGCCAACGCCCGGCCCAUCAGGAACACCAAGGUGAAGUACUUCAUUCCAGAGACCAUGUACGGAGCCCCCUUCUAUCCCCUCUAUGCGGGCGGAGGGGGUUAUGUGAUGUCUAGAGCGACAGUGCGCCGACUCCAGAGCACCGCAGAGGACAUGGAGCUCUUCCCAAUAGAUGAUGUCUUUGUGGGAAUGUGUCUGGCAAAGAUGGCAGUGACCCCAAAGAACCAUGCUGGCUUUAAGACUUUUGGGAUCCAGAGACCUUUCAAUCCUUUCGAUCCGUGCUUGUACAAGGAACUGAUGGUUGUGCACAAGCUAAACCCCACUGAGAUGUGGAUCAUGUGGACGCUGGUGAAGGACGAGAGCAUUCGGUGUGCGGUGUCAGUAACACACCCCUACAGAACCGGUUGGAAAUGAAGCUCCUGAUGAGCACAGCAGGAUCUUGGCUGGUGACGGAUACAGGGUGCUUAAACUAAAAAUCAGGUUGUGGUAGAAAUGUGUCCUCUACUAACAGGCUGUACGUGAGCCAUAGGGUUUUGUUUGCAGUCAGUCUUUGUUGGUGGGUUACUGAAUUGUCAGGGGAAGGGGACGGGGCUGGUAGCUUGGUGAGACGCGGCGCAGGGGACUCGGCUCGGUUCCUCCUGGCCAUGCUGGGGCCCAGGGAGGUCACAGCUGCUGCAGGUAACGUGAAUGAGGUGCUACCUCCUGUGGAGAUUCUGCAACACUGAGGCUGGUGUCGGACUGCCAGCCUAAUCCGGUCUCUCCUGGGAAAGGUAAUGAUGACUAACAAGUGACGGAGCACUUUAAAUUAUUUCUAACCUUUUUAGUCAAGGCAAGGGUAGAAGAAAGGCCGGUGUAUGCUGCUGCAUCUGCUGCAGCUGCAGCUCCAUUGUCCCAGGCCAGCAAUCCCACAGGUCCUGUGGGGCAGCAGGAGAAAAGGAAUGGAGUGUGUGUGGGGGAAAGCCUUAAAAAUGUAUUGCCUUAACAGCACAGUAAUCCGAGGGAUUGGGCUCCAAUUUAAGCCCUUUGGAUUUUACAGAAAGUUACUACAAGUUUACUUGCACUAGAAGCUUUUGCACAAACAAUUUCUGAUCUAGUUUGAGCAGAAAUAUGUCCUGAGAGGUAGUUAAGUCCCAGUGGCUGCAGCUUUUCAUGCUGCGUGGGAGGUAUUUGGGGUUUAUUUGCUUCAUUUGCUUGUUUUCAUUGGGUAUAAAUAAAAUACAGUUCUGAAAGUAUUCACAGGAAUCUUUCUGGGUCUCCUGAAAGCUAGAACUAGGAGCCAAAGCAUGCUGACGUCUGGUGAUAUUUGCAUUAAGGAGUCAUGGAUAUUAAAGAGUAUAUUAAAGGGUUAUGAGGAAAUGGAAACUUGUCACUUCUGUGAGCAGCUGCUGCUCUCUGCCCACGGUCCAGGCGCGAUGCAUUGACACAGAAGCCGUGAUUAAUCUCUUGAGUGCUCUGGAGUAACUAAUUUGAGGACCAAUCAAUUCUGAAGCUGAGAUUAGCUGACAGUUUAUGAAGCUUCUCAGCCUUGCUGCCAGAUGUGCUGUGUGAGCAGGCAGCGACCUGGAAGCUUAGAAAAAUGUAAGGGGAAUGAGGGUGUGCAAUCACAGGAAUCAGAGCUGGUUGUGUCCCAGCUGCUCAGUGUUCAGGGCCACCAGCUGUGAGCUGGAGCUUCCAGAGGUGCCUGGGGAGCACUGCCAGGAGUUCCUUGUCUUGGCUGCUUAGGCUUGGAGAGCAUCCCGAGCCCCGGGGUGUGCCAGGCUCCCUGGGGAGGCUGCCUGCCCCGCGCUGCUGUGGGGUGCAGUACUGUACAGCCCGGGGCUGAGGGGUUCCUGGCAGUCCUGUCUGACAAUGUAUUUUCCUUGUGGCCUUGGCUUUCUAGAGCACCAGCUGUAGGUCAAGUUUAGCUCCACUGCGUGACUCUUACAGCACGAGUUGCCACUCUCACGGGAGCUGUUUCUGUGCUACAUGAGUAGGUGUGCGUCUAAAAAAAAAAAAACCUUCCGUGAGCCUGUGUGCUCCUGUAGCAGCUGCUACUCCAUCUCACUGCAGCCCUAGCAGUUAUUAAUCAGCUGUACCUGAGACACUACACGUAGUUUUAGACUAAUUGGCUUUGUAAACGAGGUUGAGUAUCGCGCAGCAAAGCCCUGCAUUUCUCAGCACUGUGCCCUGGGCACCACUGUCUGUUCCAGAGAAGAGACUGGACGGAGCGGGCUUGGUACGAUGUCAGCUGCUCUGGCAGCGUUUUUCUGAUCCCCUCGCUGAGUCCAAAUGCAAACUCAGGAACAUCACACAGCGAGUGAUGUCAUGGCAGUUCUGGGCUUAAGUGCAUAGGCUAAUUCCCCUGCACGCAACUCUCACUUCUCAAGGAAGGUGCAGGGGGAUCUUUUCCACCCCACCUGGGAGGUGCCGUGGAGCCACUCAAGUAUUUCUUUCCCUUUUUGACUUGAUUGCACUGACUAAUUGCUUCCUGUCACAGCAGUUCAGAUGCGUGGGGGUAGAACCUGUGUCAAACUGUAAAACAAGAAGUUGGGCUGCAAGGGGGGGGGGGGCAGGCUCUGAAAGGGGAAGAAUGGCCGCUUCCCAGACUCCUGGGUUGAUGUUCAUCUUUCUUAAGCCAUAUCCUUGUCAUGCAAGCAUCUGAGAGGAGUUAGUGCAGCACUGUGACAGAAACAUAGCCUGUAUGUGUGUUUCAAUCAGUGGCUUGGUGGUUCUUCAACUGCAGCACAGAACAAGCAGAGCAGAUGCGGUUAGAAGGCUGACCUGAAGUUGCCUGUAGCUCUUGAGGGUGUGGCUGUGCCACUGCUACAACAAACUGGCACAUGACAGUUGGGUCUUCCCCAGUGCUCCAGCCCAAAGGCGUGUUUGGGACCUUCUGACUACUGGCACAGCAGAUGCUGGCAUCUUCCUGUGAGCUUUGAUUUCAGACCCUGCCUUCCCCCUUGGAUACAGCAGCAUCCAGUGAGCAGCAGGAGCAAGGAAAGUUGAUGUUUUUUUGUUUGUUUGUUUGUUUUUCAAAGCUUUUACUAUAUAAUCUAAAUUUAUGGUGCUGUGCAGCUGAGAUUGCAUUUGUUCAAAAGGCAGGCAAAAGGAGACAGAGAAAGGCUCGUGUUACAGAUGAAAAAAAAUUCCUAGUCAAGCAGAACUCAGUUUAGUAA
Messenger RNA from Anas platyrhynchos (mallard), 4477 nucleotides. RefSeq names its product UDP-GlcNAc:betaGal beta-1,3-N-acetylglucosaminyltransferase 4 (gene B3GNT4). Gene Ontology annotation, molecular function: protein binding; N-acetyllactosaminide beta-1,3-N-acetylglucosaminyltransferase activity. Gene Ontology annotation, biological process: poly-N-acetyllactosamine biosynthetic process; protein O-linked glycosylation. Gene Ontology annotation, cellular component: cytoplasm; Golgi membrane. NCBI's taxonomy places the organism in Eukaryota, Metazoa, Chordata, Aves, Anseriformes, Anatidae. The record is from RefSeq and is a predicted model, not a curated record.